Messenger RNA from Crotalus tigris (Tiger rattlesnake), 1724 nucleotides. It is a transcript of the gene RSPH3, whose product is annotated as radial spoke head 3. Gene Ontology annotation, molecular function: actin binding. Gene Ontology annotation, cellular component: cilium. The transcript is spliced from 9 exons. Bases 92 to 1147 code for a protein of 351 amino acids. The record is from RefSeq and is a predicted model, not a curated record. Lineage: Eukaryota; Metazoa; Chordata; Lepidosauria; Squamata; Viperidae.
GCAUAACAAUAGUAGGCGGGGUGGAUUGUUCCACAAUGUGCCACUAAGGCUUUGUAGUCUCUCUUGGAACCCAUGGUAGCCUAGACCCAGCAUGACCUCAGUGGUUCUCAACCAGGAGGAUGCAAGAGUAUCUACAGAAACCUACAGCUACAGCAGCCAUCCCCGAGUGCUACCCAACAGAAAGCGGUACCAAGAACAUUACAUAAACAAUGUGCAAGAAGGGCCAAUUAACUACGGGAACCUCAUGUAUGAUCGUAGAGUGGUUCGAGGAAACACAUAUGCUAUGCAGUUGUUAUCCUGGAGCCCAGAACCUGCUCCUGCUGAAAUCAAGAAGCGAUAUGAAACUCACAAGAAAAUGCUUGAACAGAAGGAAAGAAAGAAAGAGAAUGAGAUCCAUGCACCCAAAAUUCAGGAUAUUGAAAAUCGCAGUGAUGUGCAGACAGAAUUGUACCUGGAAGAGAUUUUAGAUCGCAUUAUUGAAGUUGACAUGGAGUGUCAAACAGAUGCUUUUAUAAAAAGGCUACCCAGCCCAGUGUUCAUCCCACAGAAGACUGGGGUUGAUGUAUCAACACAAAUUGAAGAAGGAGAGCUCUUUAACUUUGACAUUGAAGUUAAACCAAUGCUUCAGGUGUUGGUAGGGAAAACCUUGGAGCAAGCUUUGCUUGAAGUCAUGGAAGAAGAGGAUCUUAGCAAUCUUCGGGCACACCAAUAUGCCUAUCAGGAACUGCGCAAUGCAGAGUUAGCUGAAGUGCAACGCCUCGAAGAAAAGGAGCGGCGACACAGAGAGGAGAAGGAACAUCGUAUGGCAAAGGAGUACGAAAUACAAGUAAAGGGAGCAAUGGUGUCUCAGAAAGCGGCAUCCCGGGCAUUUGCUUUGCAAUAUCUGGCAGAUCUGAUUCCUUCAGUCUUUUUUAGCCUUCGGAAUAAAGGAUUUUUCUAUGAUGAAGUACAAAAUGAUAUUGAGAAAGGAUUCCUUCCAUAUGUGAUGGGCCGUGUAGAAAAUCGACUGCAAAAGAAACUUCUAGGAAGAAUAAUGACAGAUUACUUAAUUAAUGAAGUCACCAAAAAGAGAUUGAACAACUACAAGGAAAAUCAAUUACUGAAAAAGUCUGGCUCUAAUUUAAAAAGACCUUUGGUGAGACAGUAAGGAGGAUGUCUAUGAUUCAGAAUCUAAGAAGAUUUUAUAUAACCAUUUGGGAGAAUCUACUGAAUACUUGUGAAGAAAGUUGUUAUCUUGGCAAGCAUUAAAUUGAAUGCUAUUUUUCAAGUGUUUUCAAACUGGGCAUUUUGUUUUAAACUCUUGUCAUUAUAGUUAUACUUUCUAUAAUAAUCUUCUGUAAUUGAGAGAGACUUAUAGAAAUACAGUAUACUAUUCCUGUAAAAAAAAAAGUCUUUUCCAAUAUGUGGAGGAAAUUUGGGUUUAGCCCUAUUAAAUUAUACCCAUUAAAAUCAAAAUGACCUAAAUUAGCUUAAUUAGUUAUGUCUCAUGUUUUCCACUGGAUCUAUACUAAUCUUUCAUUACAGUAUACUAUUUUUAUCUGUUACUGAUCUUAAUAAUUAUAUUCUAAUUUAUUUUGUUUAAGUCCAUUUUUAAAGAAAGAGAUUAACAUUUUAUAACAAAUAUACUGGAGAAAAAUAUUCACUUGAUUAUAUAGCCUUUAUCCUGUAAUGAAGCUAAAUUGCAUUUAAAUGUUAUUCUAAAAACUGCUAUCUUCCUUUCUAAU